Candoia aspera is the source of this 1761-nucleotide messenger RNA. RefSeq names its product staufen double-stranded RNA binding protein 2 (gene STAU2). The record is from RefSeq and is a predicted model, not a curated record. NCBI's taxonomy places the organism in Eukaryota, Metazoa, Chordata, Lepidosauria, Squamata, Candoiidae. Gene Ontology annotation, cellular component: neuron projection; cytoplasmic stress granule; neuronal cell body. Gene Ontology annotation, molecular function: mRNA binding; double-stranded RNA binding. Gene Ontology annotation, biological process: intracellular mRNA localization; anterograde dendritic transport of messenger ribonucleoprotein complex; protein localization to synapse.
AUGUUUACAGUGCAGCUGACUCUUGGAGAACAGACAUGGGAAGCUGAAGGAACCAGUAUUAAAAAGGCCCAUCAUUCAGCAGCUAGCAAAGCUUUGAAUGAAAGUACUUUCCCAAAACCAACACCUAGACCACCGAAAAACAGUGUUAAUAAUAAUCCAGGCAAUAUUACUCCAACAGUGAAGCUGAAUGGUCUUGCUAUGAAAAGAGGAGACCCUGCCAUCUAUACACCAUUAGGUCAAAAGCCAGCCCCAAACUACAGAGUAAAUUAUAAUUUUUGUGGCAUGUACAAUCAGAGAUACCACUGCCCAGUGCCUAAGGUUUUCUACGUUCAGUUAACUGUAGGUGAGCAUGAGUUUUUUUGUGAAGGAAAGACUCAACAAGCUGCUAGACACAAUGCUGCAGUGAAGGCACUUCAAGCUCUUCAGAAUGAGCCAAUCCCUCCAAAAUUACCUCAGAAUGGACAGCCAGGAAAUGGAAUGGAAGAAGAAAAAGAUGCAAACAAGUCAGAAAUCAGUAUAGUAUUUGCAAUGGCACUGAAGCGCAACAUGCCUCUCAGUUUUGGGAUAAUUAAAGAAAGUGGGCCCCCACAUAUGAAGAGUUUUGUUACUCAAGUAUCAGUUGGAGAUUUCUCAGCUGAAGGUGAAGGAAACAGCAAAAAGCUCUCAAAGAAACGUGCUGCAAUAAUUGUCCUGCAAGAACUUCGAAAACUUUCCCCUCUUCCUGUAAUUGAAAAGCAAUUUCAUUUUAAAAAAAAUCCAAGAACAGUAUUAAAAAUUGGACCAGAAUAUGGUCAGGGAAUGAAUCCUAUAAGCCGACUGGCUCAGAUUCAACAAGCUAAAAGAGAAAAAGAACGGUAUCUUCUUCUUUCAGAAAGAGGGAUGCCUCAUCACCAAGAGUUUGUUAUGCAGGUUAAAGUGGGACAUGAACUUACAACUGGAAGAAGACCCAACAAGAAGAUAGCAAAAUGGAAUGCAGCUGAAGCUAUGUUGUUACAGCCUGGCUAUAAAGCUUCUUCUCCACUUCAAGAACAGCCAGAAAUGGCAGCUUUAAGUGCCUUGAAACAGUUUUCAGAGCAUGGACUUGAUCCAGUGGAAGGAAUGAUGAAAGUUGGAAACAGUGCAUUUGAAAAAAAAGUGAAGCACCUGGGAGAAAACAUAGACAAUAAACAGACUAACUCAGGCACAAUCGCUCAGGACUGCAAGGAUUCAAAGGCCAUCAUCUAAGAACUUCCCAGCACUCGUGACUGCCACUGCAUCCUUAUAAACCUGUCAUCAGGCAAUAUGAUGUAUAUGUAGAAGGGAAUGAAAUCCAUUACAAAUGCCAUUAUUUGAGUCUUACAAGAAGGCAACACUGUUCUAACAUGAGAUAUAAUAUUCAUGGUACUGUUUAUGAGCAAGAGGAAAAGAGAAAAUAUUGACAUUUUUUCCUAUCCAUACUGAAAAAAAAAAUUAAUUAUUCAGACUGUUCCAGAGAUAGUGAAAAUCAAAUUCAAUAACUGGAGUAUAAACAGCAAGUAAUUAACUAAGACUUGAUCCUGAAGGAUGGAGGAAGUUAAGUUUACAGUUGAAUAAUGCUCCAGAAAAAAUUGUCAACAUUGAAUUAAGUUUACUUUUUUGUAGUGCAGAAAAAAUUCAGCUUUUCUCAUUAAAAAAAAAAGCUAAUAUUUUCAAAUUAACCAAGGGUAGUGCUGUGAUAAUUGGAGUUGUUGGCUUCAUAUAGCUUCUGUUUUUAUGCCAGCAUUAUGCAUUUUUCCUACUCUU